GCCACCCUUGUCAUCAUACGACGCCGUCGUGGCAUCCCGGUCUCCAUCACCACCCUGUUGAAUCCCCUCUCCCCCAUAAUUUCUCCUGUUCCCUUCCGCCUAUCCGUCGUCAGAUCCACCACCAAACGGAAGCUCCUUCGAUUUCACAACUGGCAAGAAGAUGGAAAUCUUUGCUUCCUAUGGCCUCGUCAAUGGGAUUUCUCUGUCUCUCUCCCUCUCUCUCGUGUAAGGCAAUCCCUCCCAACAUAAAGAAAAAGGAAAGUGGAGUUUGUUCUUUUAUCGUUGUCAUGCCAUUCCAAUCUUCGUGGAGGCGAGGUUUGCACAAGUUUAUAGUCGGAAGACAUCCGAGCUUUUCUUGUUUGCCCUUUCAAUCUGACCCGCUUGCGAUAGUUCGCAUCCCUUCUUUUUCUUCUUCUUCUCUUUAGUGUCAAGAUUUUCACAUCAAACUGCGAGCUGUGAACUCCUAUAUCAUUUCUCACCUUAAGACCUCCAUUGUGAAAAGUUCCAACUUUUCUUCACUCUCUUUCAUAAAGAGCCAAGGUUCGAUUCAUAGAUGAUGAGAUCCUUCUUGUCUUCAGGAAUCCACUACCAACUUUUAGAAGACAGCGAAGACAGGAUGUUUGGAGCCCAAGCUCAGAGAGAAGUGUCCGAUGGGUUUGUCCCGACAAGAAGACCCUAUUGGAUAACCUCAGCCACCCCUGGAUCCAGGGCCACCACCAUCACCUCUUCCAUUCCCAAGAAGUCAAGCAACUUCCCUGUCAAAUUCGAAGAUAUGUACGGGUUCACCGUCGAGGGGAACAUCGACGAUGUCAAUGUUCUGAAUGAGGUGAGGGAGAGGGUAAGGGAGCAGGGCAAGGUUUGGUGGGACCUCGAGGCGAGCAAAGGUGCAAAUUGGUACCUGCAGCCGCAAAUCUCAUGGAAUGGUGAGGGCAUCAGCGUCGCCUCGCUAAAGCUGUCGAAACUUGCCAACACAAUCACGUUGAAGAGGCUCAUCAGGAAGGGGAUACCCCCGGUGCUGAGGCCAAAGGUGUGGCUUUCCGUAUCUGGUGCGGCAAAGAAGCGAUCCACGGUGCCUGAGAGCUAUUAUGAUGAUCUGAUCAGAGCUACAGAAGGGAAAAUCACAGCUGCCACACGACAAAUCGAUCAUGAUCUUCCAAGAACUUUUCCCUCUCAUCCAUGGUUAGACAGCCCCGAAGGUCAGGCAUCACUUCGGCGGGUCCUUGUUGUGUAUUCUUUCCGGGAUUCAGAUGUUGGUUAUUGCCAGGGUCUAAAUUAUGUAGCUGCCUUACUGCUGCUAGUAAUGAAAACAGAGGAAGAUGCUUUUUGGUUGCUUGCUGUCCUCUUGGAAAAUGUAUUAGUGAAUGACUGCUACACUGAUAACCUUUCCGGAUGCCAUGUGGAGCAAAGGGUAUUUAGAGAUCUUCUUGCAAAAAAGUGCCCCAGGAUAGCCGUCCAUUUGGAAGCUAUGGAGUUUGAUGUUUCUCUUGUAGCCACAGAAUGGUUCCUAUGCCUCUUCUCAAAGAGCUUACCUUCAGAGACAACACUACGGGUUUGGGAUGUUCUGUUCAACGAGGGGGCAAAGGUUCUUUUCCAUGUUGCCCUGGCAUUCUUUAAGAUGAAGGAAGAAGAGUUGCUACAGGCCCUUCAAAUCGGCGAGGUAAUUGAUAUUCUGCAAACGACCACCCAUCAUCUAUACAACCCUGAUGAAUUGCUGAGGGUAGCUUUUGAAAAAAUUGGUUCUAUGACUAGCAACACAAUCACAAAGGAAAGGAAGAAACAGGAACCAGCAGUCAUGGCUGAGCUCGACCAAAGGCUGAGACGACUCAAUAUGUUGAAGACAAACGAGUGAUAGAUACACUGGAGCGAAACCAGACAUUCAAACUUGGCCGGUCGAUGCUACUGCGGAGAUGGUAGAAGGUUUCGUCCCAAUGUGCGAAGACCGGAGAUUAAAAUAGCAAAGUGAGAUUAUUUCAUAGAUAUCAUGACUUGGGUUCGGGGUAAUAACCAGCCUGAUAAAAUUUUCUGUAGUCGUGUAAAAAGAAUUUGGUCUCACUCUGAAAGAAAGAAAGAAAGAAAAUUCACAGAGUUCAGAUCUUCCUACUCCCCAAGUCCAAAUACGAGAACAAUCUAAAGAUGAACAUGCCAAAAGAAGCCUUAGCA
Messenger RNA from Musa acuminata subsp. malaccensis (wild Malaysian banana), 2160 nucleotides. RefSeq lists its product as uncharacterized. Lineage: Eukaryota; Viridiplantae; Streptophyta; Magnoliopsida; Zingiberales; Musaceae. The record is from RefSeq and is a predicted model, not a curated record.